Molecule: messenger RNA, 429 nt
Organism: Closterium sp. Naga37s-1
Lineage: Eukaryota; Viridiplantae; Streptophyta; Zygnematophyceae; Desmidiales; Closteriaceae
Source: the annotation of a GenBank genome assembly
AUGGUGGUCUCCGACCUCUCAUCCAUCCGUGUCCCAGACAAGAGCGCGCUAAUGAGAGACGACGCUCCUUGUGAUUGCGCUGGCUGUACAAGAGAAGGAGAGACGCCUAGUGGCCUUGUGGCGAAGGCGUUAGAGCUGAACGGCUUCCCGAAGGACCUUAUGCCUGCGCAUCACAUACAACACUGUUACGGCGAUGCGAGUGGCCCCUUCCGUAUAUACCUGGACCAAGUUGUUGAGAAGGAGAUUUGCGGAUACCCCAUUCGCUUCGAAACCGAGAUUAGCGGGACCAUUGAGAAUGGCUGGAUCCGAAAGCUGCAGGGUAUUCGUCUCCUUGAUUCUUUUCUUAGAUUCGUCAAGCUGCUGUGCCAGAGCUGCUUUAUGUUGUCUUUCUCCAUCCAGAAGAUUCUGAACCAGCAGGCAAAGGCCUAG